UUUUUCACUUUUUUUAAUCUCUCAUGUCUCACAAUGUGCUUCUAUAAGUAAAAACUCCAUAGCUAAUUUUCUCCGAUCCUUAUAUCAUUUGUGUUUCUCAAAUUCAGUUUUGGCAUCUUGGAUAAGCUCAAACAAUUGUAGAAUGACCCUCCUACAUACAUGCUGAUCCUUUGCAGUUGAGUUAUGAGCUUCAAAUGGUAGCAACUGUGGCAACGUAAAGAUUUGAUUGAUCCUAGAAUCUAACAAUACAGGAAUAGCAUUGCUGCAAGUAUGGUAUUGUUGGAAGCUGAGAUAUCAAGUAGUGGAGUGUCUCAAAGUAGGGUCUUAGAGGAUGCAGAGAAAGAUGAAUACAACAUUAAUGAUAGUCCCAUUGAGCAAGUGAGGUUAACAGUUCCAAUCACUGAUGACCCUUCUCAGCCAGCACUAACAUUCAGGACAUGGAUUCUAGGCUUAGCUUCAUGUGUGCUCCUUGCAUUUGUGAACCAGUUCUUAGGCUACAGAACCAACCCUUUGAGAAUCACUUCUGUUUCAGCUCAGAUCAUCACACUCCCACUUGGAAGGCUUAUGGCUGCAACACUUCCCACAAAACCAAUUCAAAUCCCUUUCACAACCUGUUAUUUUUCUUUGAAUCCGGGGCCAUUCUCUUUGAAAGAACAUGUGUUGAUCACCAUCUUUGCUAGCUCAGGAUCUAACAGUGUAUAUGCAAUUGGGAUAGUCACAAUUGUUAAGGCUUUUUAUCACAAAGAUAUACAUCCAGUAGCGGCUUAUUUGUUAGCGCUAUCGACUCAAAUGCUAGGGUAUGGAUGGGCUGGUAUUUUCAGAAGGUUCCUUGUUGAUUCACCUUACAUGUGGUGGCCUGAAAACCUUGUGCAAGUCUCUCUAUUUAGGGCAUUUCAUGAAAAAGAAAAAAGGCCUAAAGGAGGAACUUCUAGGCUGCAAUUCUUUUCCGUAGUCUUUGUAGCUAGCUUCACGUAUUACAUCGUUCCUGGCUACUUUUUCCAAGCAAUAUCAGCCGUCUCUUUUGUUUGUUUGAUUUGGAAAGACUCCAUCACUGCGCAACAGAUCGGUUCCGGCAUGAAAGGCCUCGGUAUUGGUUCAUUUGGCCUUGAUUGGAACACGGUUGCUGGCUUCUUAGGAAGUCCUUUGGCUGUUCCUGGCUUUGCCGUCAUCAACAUAACGGCUGGAUUUUUCUUGUAUAUGUAUGUUUUGAUACCAAUUGCCUAUUGGAACAAUUUAUAUGAUGCUCAAAAGUUUCCACUCAUUAGCUCUCACACAUUUGACUCUACCGGUGCUACUUACAACGUUACUCGAAUUCUAAAUACCAAAACUUUUGACAUUGAUAUGGAAAGUUACAACAAUUACAGCAAGAUCUAUUUGAGUGUCACGUUUGCUUUCCAGUAUGGAUUGAGCUUUGCAGCUCUUACAGCUACUAUUUCACAUGUUGUCCUCUUCCACGGAGAAAUGAUACUUCUGAUGUGGAAGAAGACAAAGAGUUCGUUAACACAUCAACUCGGAGAUGUGCAUACAAGAAUCAUGAAGAAAAACUAUGAACAGGUCCCUGACUGGUGGUUUGUCGCUAUUCUGAUUCUAAUGGUUAUGAUUGCCUUCGUAGCUUGCGAAGGCUUUGGAAAACAGCUCCAACUUCCAUGGUGGGGAAUCUUACUUUCUCUAGCAAUUGCAUUGAUCUUCACCUUGCCAAUUGGUGUUAUUCAAGCAACAACAAACAUAAGAAAAGGUCUUAAUGUGAUCACAGAGUUGGUAAUUGGUUUCAUCUAUCCUGGAAAGCCACUUGCUAAUGUAGCUUUCAAAACAUAUGGCCACAUCAGCAUGGUACAAGCACUAGGGUUUCUUGAAGACUUCAAAUUAGGCCAUUAUAUGAAAAUUCCACCAAAAUCAAUGUUCAUUGUGCAGCUAGUAGGCACUGUAGUUUCUUCAUCUGUCCACUUUGGAACAGCAUGGUGGCUUCUAACUUCUAUCGAGAACAUAUGUGAUGAAUCAUUAUUGCCAAAAGGAAGUCCUUGGACAUGUCCUGGUGAUGAUGUAUUUUACAAUGCUUCAAUCAUCUGGGGAGUUGUAGGGCCAAAGAGAAUGUUUACCAAAGACGGCGUUUAUCCUGAGAUGAAUUGGUUUUUCCUUAUUGGUCUACUUGCACCUGUUCCAGUGUGGCUUCUUUCUCUCAAAUUUCGUAACCAAAAGUGGAUUCAACUCAUUAACAUUCCUAUUAUCGCCGCAGGUGCAUCUGGCAUUCCACCAGUGAGAUCUGUGAAUUACAUUACUUGGGGAAUUGUUGGAAUGGUUUUCAAUUUCUAUGUUUAUAGAAAGUUCAAGGCAUGGUGGGCUAGACAUACUUAUAUCCUUUCUGCUGGUUUAGAUGCUGGAGUUGCCUUUAUAGGUUUACUACUUUAUUUUUCUCUUCAAUCUUAUGGUAUUUAUGGUCCAACUUGGUGGGGUCUUGAAGCAGAUCAUUGCCCUUUAGCUAGAUGUCCUACAUCUCCAGGUGUACAUGCAGAGGGUUGUCAUGUUCUUUGACUUCCAUGUAACCAUUCCAUCGCCAAUAGUCCAAUAAUGCCGAGUUAGUAUGACAUUGGACAUGUAAAUAUAGAAAACUAAGAACCUGUUUUAUUUUGAUCUCCUUGUGUUUAAA
Messenger RNA from Medicago truncatula (barrel medic), 2644 nucleotides. Its product is annotated as oligopeptide transporter 1. Gene Ontology annotation, biological process: transmembrane transport. Bases 271 to 2529 code for a protein of 752 amino acids. Lineage: Eukaryota; Viridiplantae; Streptophyta; Magnoliopsida; Fabales; Fabaceae. The transcript is spliced from 4 exons. The record is from RefSeq and is a predicted model, not a curated record. Gene Ontology annotation, molecular function: oligopeptide transmembrane transporter activity.